This is a messenger RNA of Tribolium madens (black flour beetle), 1784 nucleotides long. RefSeq names its product dual oxidase maturation factor 1 (gene mol). Lineage: Eukaryota; Metazoa; Arthropoda; Insecta; Coleoptera; Tenebrionidae. The transcript is spliced from 8 exons. Gene Ontology annotation, biological process: protein transport. Gene Ontology annotation, cellular component: endoplasmic reticulum membrane. The record is from RefSeq and is a predicted model, not a curated record. Bases 385 to 1602 code for a protein of 405 amino acids.
GUCAUUGCGGGUGUUUCAAACAAGGUUUUACUGUACUUGAUCCAUAUUGACAUUCUACGUGGGCACGUCUAAAUCAUGUGCAAGCCAUUCUUGGUAAAUGUGAACUUGAACCGAGGUCAAAACUCGCCGCGGUGUUUUUUAUUAAUUGCUCGCGAUUUGAUUGCAUUGUUUUGACAAGAGCCGCUUUUAUUGAUGUGAAAAGUGAAAACUUUGGAUUAAGUGGGACGUUUUUUGUUAUAAGAAUGCAAGAAAGUAGGUGGACGUGGAAAUAAUGCCAUCAUCAAAUAAAGAGUACACUGACGUCACUUUUUACAUGGAUGGUGUUUACAACGAGGAAAGAGACCACAUUUGAGGCUGCAAGCCCACAAGUCGUGUUCCUCUGCCAUGAAGGGUUGGUUCGAUGCCUUCCGCUACGAUGGAGGUCCCACUCUUUACAGUUUCAACAACCGAACUGCCGUCACCGGUGACGUGACACUUAUCACAUUCCUCACCAUUUUCAGUACCCUUUAUGUGGCAUUUUUGAUCAUAUUUCCGGGUAUUAGAAAAGAGCGAUUUACCACAUUUUUUGCGGUCACAUUGAGCCUGUUUGUUGGAGCCACCAUUUUAGUGACUCUUUUCGGCUCAGCAUGGCAUGUAGCCACUGCGUCCAUCAUCAGCACUUAUCGGGCGUUUUCCACCGAAAAAGUCUCCUCAAAUAUUGGGGUUUAUGUGGGGCUGAGACAUGUAAAUAUCACUCUCCAAGCGUCCGGUAAUCAUAAUUGGACCAGUGAUAUCGACUUCAAUGAACAGUUUUUGUGGAUCAAUUCCGACCAGAUGGGCGACAGUUUCCGCGAAGCCAUGAUUCGAGGACUCCCAUUUCCCAUCCUGACGGUCGCUGAGUACUUCACGAUGGGCCAGGAAGGGCUGUCGUGGGGUGGACAAUACCGGGCGGCCGGAUAUUAUGCCAUUAUCAUGUUAUGGACGUCCUUCUCAGUAUGGAUUUUGAUGAAUUUGAUGCUAAUUGUGGUGCCACGAUACGGGGCUGUUCUCAUGACAACUUGUGGUUUUUUACUUCUUGCGACAGCUUGUGGCUACUUUGGACUAUUACCCGAGACACCCUUAGUUGUGCAUAUUGAGGGCAGUACUCUCCAUUUUAGUUUCGGAUGGUGCUAUUGGCUAGUCCUUAUUGCAGGGAGCAUUUGCCUAUUGGCUGGUGUCAUAAUAACUGUCCUAGAAAUCAUCUUCCCGCACAGUUUUUCGACCAUUUUGGAGGUGGAUUAUGACACUCCUUAUGACCGGCAUAUAAUUAUUGAAGAUAGUCGAGGAAGGAGAUUUCAGAAGAAGAGGUCGAGUAAUAGCAAGUUGGAGGAACCAGUGGGAAUCGGAACGAAAAUUCUCCGUCGGUUAUCUUCAAAAACGCGUGAAGAAAAACCGAACGAUUUGAUCUCCAACAGCCAUAUUCAAAAUUUCGAGUUGGGGGCAAAAUCGAACUGGUCGUACCCUCAUAAUCAAGACAUCCACAGAAGCAUAUCCCAAGAAUCUAUUACGUCUUCGAGAAAUCUUCCUACAAUUCACAGAGUUAUCCCUAGGCCUGACAAACUACAAGAGGUUUCCAUGUGGUGACAUUCUGUGACUUGAUUUUUGAGUGCAAUUUUUAAAUUUUAAGUGAUUUUUCUUGUGAUAUAUGUAAGAAAGUUGUGUAUAAGUUGCCAUAUUUAAUACGACGUUUACAAAUUAAUGUGACCGAGAAAUUUGUAAAAAAUUUUAUCAAGCGGAUAUUAUUUAUAAUAAACGCAUUUUGCAAA